AUGCGGUCUACACUUCGGCUUUUGGCCAAUGUCAAGCCCCGGUAUCUGGAGCCCUUUGCUCCCACCGGAUUGACUGGCCUCACCACCCACCCGAGCCCCCGUCCGACUCUGAUCUACCUCUACACCACCACUCUCCAGAAGCUGUCCAACUUCCCCGAGUCCUCCGCCUACCGCCAGUCCGUCGAAGCCUUGACUCGCCACCGUCUCCAGAUCGUUGAGUCUCAGAAGCCCCCGUGGUUGGAGCGCGUGAAGAAGACCGUUGGCGCGGAGCCCGAGCGAUUUGCCCAACUCCAGCGCUCUGACGGCACAUUCGCAUACGUUGGCUCACAGCAACCCGAUGGCAGUGACAACGCUCGUGGUGAGGAGUGGGACGGCGAGGGCCUGACCAGCUCGACCGAGGGUCCUCGGACCCCGCAAGAGGCCGCCGAGUGGCAGAAGAUUCUCGAGGAGUCCAGCUCCACCGCCGAUAAGGUGGAGGCUGAUCACUAUGAGACUCACAUGUCCUGGGAGAACGAGCCCGCUCUCGAGGCUGAGCAGGUCUCCCAGAUUGAGCAGAAGAUCGGCGCCGGUCUCAUCGAGGAGAUCAUUCAGGUUGCUGAGGCCGAGCUCAAGCUGACUGAUGAGCUGUACAAGGCUAAGGUGUGGGAGGAGCUGGAGGAGAAGCCCGUCCCUGGCCAGUGGACUUACUUUGAGCGCGGAAACUGA
This is a messenger RNA of Penicillium cataractarum, 705 nucleotides long. Its product is annotated as complex I NDUFA5 subunit family protein. The coding region runs from base 1 to 705 and encodes 234 amino acids. The record is from RefSeq and is a predicted model, not a curated record. NCBI's taxonomy places the organism in Eukaryota, Fungi, Ascomycota, Eurotiomycetes, Eurotiales, Aspergillaceae. The transcript is spliced from 4 exons. Gene Ontology annotation, biological process: respiratory electron transport chain.